Messenger RNA from Lotus japonicus, 1017 nucleotides. Its product is annotated as E3 ubiquitin-protein ligase ATL41-like. The transcript has a single exon. Gene Ontology annotation, biological process: protein ubiquitination. Bases 215 to 907 code for a protein of 230 amino acids. The record is from RefSeq and is a predicted model, not a curated record. NCBI's taxonomy places the organism in Eukaryota, Viridiplantae, Streptophyta, Magnoliopsida, Fabales, Fabaceae.
AAAUCGUUUCAUAUGCUAAAGUCCAUGAUCGUGACAUAGAGGGACAACCAAAGAUUAAAAUGAAAGGUUCAAAUUUCGUAAUGUAAUGCUCAUUUUUCAACAACCACGACCAUAUACUUUAAUUUCCAUCUCAAACCAGACAUUAUAUUUCGAAGUAGCAAAUUAAGAGUGUAACCAAAACCAUUGUCCUUGCUUGAUUGGAGAGAAAUCAAGCAUGGGGUCUGAAGACAAACAUGGUGAAGAAUCAGUAAGUAUAGGCCUUAAACUCAUGCUGAUUGCAGCUUUCUCUUUGUUUGGGAUGAUCUUGUUCAUUAUCUUUCUCCAUUUUUGUGCAAUACAUCUCAUAAGACGCCGACAGAGAAGACGCCGAAUUGACUACCUUCUUCAUUACAUCAACACACAAAUUGGACCAGUUGAUGUGAGUUCAGUUCUUGAGGCACCCUAUCAUGGCCUUGACCCUUUGAUCCUAGCCUCUUUGCCUAAACUCUUGUACAAGCAAACAGAGCAGUUCAACCAAGGUGAAGAAGCUACAGAGUGCUCUGUUUGCUUAGGCACUAUUGUGGGAGAUGAAACUAUAAGGGUGCUGCCAAAUUGUAAGCACAUUUUUCAUGUUGAUUGUGUUGAUAAAUGGUUUAAUGCUAACACCACAUGCCCAAUUUGCCGUGCUGUGGCUGAACCCAAAGUCCAGUCAGGGCAUGGUAAUUUGGGCAUGAGGGUCCAAGCACAACCCACAGCACCACCUGUAGAGGGUGGUGAUGAGCCACAUGAUUGUGAUGAUUUGGAGAAAGUGGGUUGUUCAGGGUUGAGAAUAGGAUCUCUUGAUAGAAUGGUUAGUAGCAAGGAAAGGUCAUUGAGAAGGACUCAGAGCACUAAUGAGUCUGCCAUAGAUGAUAUAGAAAAACACUAAAUUUAGCAGUGAAUAUGUAUUCUUCUCUUCUCUUUGAAUUGGCGUACAUAUGUGCCUUAGUUUGAAUAAUUAUUGAUUUCUUUUAUAUGAGAGAUUUUGUUGAGAUUGUU